This is a messenger RNA of Mandrillus leucophaeus (drill), 5255 nucleotides long. It is a transcript of the gene TOPAZ1, whose product is annotated as testis and ovary specific PAZ domain containing 1. Lineage: Eukaryota; Metazoa; Chordata; Mammalia; Primates; Cercopithecidae. The transcript has 20 exons. Gene Ontology annotation, biological process: spermatocyte division; spermatid development. The record is from RefSeq and is a predicted model, not a curated record. Bases 169 to 5163 code for a protein of 1664 amino acids.
ACUUCCGCUUACGCGCCCCACUUCCGCUUCCGGCCCUGGGCUGUGGUGACUGGCGGUGUGGGGUGGGUCAGAGGGCAAUAGGUGCCUGGCCAGGGGAGCGGGCUUUGCGCCGCGGUGGGUUCCUGCGAGCUGGUGCAGAGGGACCCCGGCGGGCCGGCCCCGGGGCACAUGCGACGACCUCCGCCCCUGGGCCCAACGACGGCCUCAGGGCCUGAAGGCAAUGUGCGAAACCUGAGAAAGCGGCAGGCGCCAGGGCCAGGCGCCGCGGGAGGCUGCGGCCCUGAGGCUGGGGGGCGCGGGGAGAAUAGGCAAAAGAGGAGAAUGGUGGCCCGGGCCACCCCUGGGAGAGGCGAGGUGAAAAGUGACAAGUCGGUUGCGGCAUCAGGGGCUGGAAAGGCCGCAAGGCGUCGGGUGGAGGGGCGCAGGGGCCAGGUGAGCCCGUCAGACCGGCGAGGCCUAGAAGCAGCAAAGGAGGCUGAACCCCCCUUGCAAACGGAAAGACACACCAAGGAAAAAAGAAAAGUUACUGAAGCCUCAAGUGAUGAUCCACAGCCAGGGUUUGACCUGGUAAGAAAGGAAUCAUUAACCAGUUUGGAAUCUUUCCAAACAGUGGAGUGCUUGCGGUCUUUGGGUAAGGAAGGUAUAGUAGAAGGUAUUAAAAGAAGAAUUCGAAAUAAAAAACUGAAAAGCUUAGAAAACCCACCUCUCAAAAUAACCGAAAAUGAGGCUACACAAAAUAUUAAGGUUGAAUUCCAAGAUGAACUGUACAAGAAUACUCUAAAAUAUUCUUGUAACAUCUUGUCACCUGAAGUAGAAAAUAAUUCCGUUUUUAAAUUACGUGGUUGCAGUUGUUUUCCCCAUUCCAAGGAUUGUAAUGAUGAAAACAACCUGCCAUAUGAGCCUGAUGGUGGAUGUAUGCAUGUAGCAGAAAAUUUCUCAAAGAAAGAAAACUUUAGAAGUCUUGCAGAAAAGAGUGACACAAAUAAUAUUCCUCAACUCUUACAAACUGAAGAAAAUGUAAUGGGAGUAAAUAAGUUACUACCAGAAGAGAGUGAUUUAUACCAAAGUAAAAUCAAUGGCUUGCUUCCCUGCCUUCAACAUGAAAAAAAUAAAUAUUCAAUAGAGGAGAGCAGUGUUGGGCGAAAACCCAGGAAAAGGAUGAAGUUGUCUGAAAAAGCGGAUGAAACAGUUACUCAGAUGAACUUCUCUAAUGAGUAUAACAAGUCUGAGUUGAUGUUGCAAGAAAAUCAAAUGAUUGCUGAUGGUAAAGAAGUAGAGACUAAAAGUCCUUUAAAUGUUUUGAGAAAAGUAAGCCAUAAUACAGUCUCUUUGAUGGAUCAUUUAUUAAGUGUCCCAGAAAUGGUAGAAAAAGAAACAAGUUCUGAACAUCAUGUAAAUGCUGUGUUUCAGAAAACCAUCGAACCACUUUUGAAAGAAGAAACAGAGAAUGCUUCAGAGCCCUUAGGAUAUGAAAACAUGGCGCUGAAAGAGGAUUUUAAAUCGAAAAGCUUCAUAGGGAAAUCACCUGAGUACCAUAUUGAAAGGAGAUCUUCACGGGAAGAUUUAAGAAGUGACUCUGAAGAACUGAAGUUAAGCUGUCAGAGAACAAUACCUAUGACUGGUAAAAGAACUUGGCCCUAUUAUUCAUGUGCUAGAAUAUCUGCCUGGUGUUGGAAAAAGGCUUCCUUGCCAGAAUCAAGUUACUUUCUUCCUGGGUCUCAGAAAAGUUGUAAGAAAGUUGAUGUCCCUAAACACCAAAUAAACAAGACCCACUUAACCGACUCCAAAUUAUUAUUACAAAGUUCCUUAACAGAAACAAACACUGAAUCUUCAAGUAAAGAAAAAUUAGAUUCUAAUUUGAAUUGUUUGUUUUCAGUUUCUGCAGUAGAACAUACUUUAAUGGUUAUAAAGGAACCUAUAAUCAAGGAUGAUAAAAAGAUAAAAUCAGAGGAACUGAGCAGAAGUGGGUCAGAGGUAAUUUCUAACACUACUGAAGAUACUCAAUUAACCAGUGAUACUCAAAGCUUAACAGGAAAUAAAAAAAGAGAUAGAGGAAAUUUAACAAAACUUAAUUUGACAGCAGCUUCCAAAGAUGGUCAGGAAGCAAAUAACUCUACAGGCAAAACUAUUCAUCGAAAAGCAUGUAUUGCUAAACAAACAUUUGUAGUUCCAGACUUGGUUAAAAUAUUGAACACAGGACGACUGACUAAUUUUAAAAUUCCUUUACUUAAGAAUAAAACAAAAAAAAGAAAAGAAGUAAAUGCCAAGUCAUCAGAGAGAGAAGCUUACAGUCCUCUAGAACUUCUGGACAAUUUAUCUGGAGCAGAUACAAGACACAAUAGGAGUAAAGAAAAUGUCUCCAUGACGAUGUUAGGCCCUCAAACUUUGAGCAUACAAAAUAAUGUAACUCCAGUGCAAGCUAGUUCUGACUCAUUCUACAAUAAGAAUUCCUGUAGUAUUUCUCCAAGCUUUACAAAGCAUGGUAACAGUAGCAAACUAUCUAGUCACUUCUCUGAACCAGGCAAUAUUGUUUCUAAUAAAGAAGUUGCUUCUCUCACAGUUGAAAAUAAUGCUUUUUCUUGUGAUCCUGGGUAUGUAGAGAAAAGUCCUUCCUUCUGCUGUAAUAAACAGGAAACAUUCCGACCAGUUUCCAGUGAAGUUAGGGGUAGAAAAAUAACUAAGAAUUUUUCAGAAGUAGGAUUUCCAGAUAUUCUUAAAGCAUAUGAAGAUGACGUCCUCUUAAUUGAUGUAAUUCAAGAUGACCCAGACCUCUUUGGAGUCUCCAAUGAAGGGGAACUCUCAUUUACUUCAGAGGUCCCCAGGAUAAGCCAGGAGCCCAAUGUUCCUGGAGAGUACCAAUCAACAGACUCCAAGUAUGUGGAAACUCCAGUAAAAAAAGAACCAAGUGAUGACUUAAGAGAACUUCCUGUACUGGACUGUGGACCGAUAAAGCCAGACAUCUGUGCUUCCAACUCAGCAGCAAGUGAAAUAAAACAUGAUCCCAAAGAUGCAAACACUUCCUUAGGAGAAGUUGCUAAUGAGACCUCUGAAAAUGAAACACUGGGAGACUUCAGUGAACAAAUAAAAGGUUCAGACUUGGAUGAAAAGCAUAGAUUUACAGACAAAGUGAUUACCAAAGAAGAAAAAGAAAAUAUUUAUGAAGUUCGCAAAAGAGACAUAUCAUUUGAAUACAGUGCCCAAUGCUGCUAUGUGAGGUUUUUAAGAAAGUUGUCUGCAGCUUAUAAUUUCAGAUUUCUGGGAAAACAUUCUGUCCUAAAGCUGCAGAAUCCUGAAACUUGUGAAAUAUUUAAGAGGGAAAAAAAUGUGGGGGUGUUCCAGAAGUCCCUAGGGUUGAUGAUACCCUAUAAAUAUUGCAAAUUUCAUUUUAAUACGUUACGUGGCUGUGAGCGACCACUGUGCAAGUUUGCUCAUGUGCCUGAACAAGGGGAUGAAAAGGUUUGCAUGGAUGUGUUUAAGAAAUAUAUAAAUAUCAAUGAACUGUGUUUGCUACAGCGUGCAGUAAACGUAUUUAUGGAGUACUACAGAAAGUUUCCCCCAGGUAUAUACUUUGAUUUACAAGUGCUAAAUGAUCUUCUAAAUUCUUUACUCAAACAUUGUUUAUUGAAAGAAGUAUUUCAGAUAGUGAACCUCAGCAUAAUGGUUAAAAUGCUGCCUUCUCUGAAAAUAUUACUAAACAUAUUUGAGCAUGUGGCAACUAUGAAAUUAAGGAAUGCUGUACCUGCUUUAAUUGAUAUCUUUUGCAAGCUUGUUGAAGCCGGGAUGGUGCUUGACCCAGAGCACUUUAACUAUAUUGUUAAGCUCUUAUAUCAAGUACAAGCUUCCAAACAAGAAAUAACUGCAGUUCUGGAAAUGAAAUCCAGGUUACAGAUGAGGCAAUUUGAAAAGAACUGGAAGUGUGAUUUAGAUUCAGCCUUGAAUAAAUUAGAGCAUUGUAAAGAAAAAGGUGACUGGACCAAAUUGGGAAAAUUGUACAUUAACGUAAAAAUGGGCUGUGAAAAAUUUGCAGAUUUCCAGACAUUUUGUGCUUGCAUUGCUGAAACACUCACAAAAAACUGUGAAGAUGAAAGACCAGAUACUCCCUUUUGUGAAUUUGCUGAAACAGUUAGCAAAGAUCCACAAAACAGUAAAGUAGAUAAAGGUGUACUGGGAAGAAUCGGAAUCAGUGCUAUGUACUUCUAUCACAAGCUGUUGCAGUGGUCCAAGGGAAGGAAGGUCUUAGAUAAACUAUAUGAAUUAAAAAUACACUUUGCAAGUUUAAAAGGACUUAUAGGGCCUGAGAAGUUAGCAUCAAGAUGUCAAAUUGUGAAUGUUGCAGCAGAAAUUUUUCUAAAAAGUGGAAGCCUAGAUGGUGCCCUUUGGGUAAUGAGGGAGUCAGAAUGGAUAAUCGAUACGCCUCUGUGGCCUUGUGAUAGACUGGAUGUGCUUAAUCGACAUAAUUUGCUCUGUACAAUUGCACAUGAAGCCUUAGCCAAGAGCCUUUAUAGACAGACAUUUGAAGUUUUGCAGAAUCUACCAGGUUUUCAAAAUUCCCAAGAAACCGUGGAAGUCUCACAAUAUAGCCUUCUUUUUAAUAAGCUUCUAGGUUCCUGUAUAGAAAGCAAUAGUCUUGGUAUGUCAUCCUCUGUGGCGGAAUUCAUGAUUUCAAAGAGCAUCCCUAUUGAUUUUUCCUUUCUGAGAAGAUUAAUUACUUCUUUAGGAAGGAGUCGUUUAUGGCUCAAAGCCAGAGCCCACUACAAAAGUGCUCUUUCCUUGGGUUGCUACCCACCACUGGAAGGAAAUUUAUACCGAAAACUUCUUCUAAUUCCAUCUUAUUUAUCUGAGAUUGAAAUGCUCUUAGCUAUUGAAAUCUUCAUGGUAUCUAAUGCUAGUAGUAUUCAGAGUCCUGGAACUUCUACACAGAUACUGCAGAUAGUUUUGAAAAGGUGUGAAGACAACCAGUCUCGGAGCAAUGAUGAUUAUCAAGCUGCAGUAGAAAGGUUAAUUAUGGCUGCUCGUAUAUCAGAUCCAAAGCUUUUUGUUAAACACAUGACUGUCAAUGUUAAUAAGGAACAGGUUUAUAGUUUGGAACAUUGUUCUGCCCUGAAAUGGUUAAAAGAGAAUAUGAAGUGGGCUGGAAAGGUUUGGCUUUUCAGUAACCAUUAGUUAAUAAAGUCUGCUUUUUUUUUUUUUUUUUUUUUAGUUCAAGUAAUCAUUGUUGAAAAUAAAGGCAAUAAAAAUAGACAGUUUUCACCAUA